AUGAACGAGGUAUUGACCAUUGGUGCGAGUACCAAGAACAUCGGUGACUACAGUCUUCAACUAAACAGAUGGUUCCUAAAACCAAUCGGUGUCUGGCCUCUCUCUCCUACUACACAGCGACUAGAAAGAAUCGUUUCGGUUACUUUAAAUAUCCUGUGUUACGGAUUCGUGCUGCUCGCCAUAAUCCCCAGUUUACUCCAAAUGAUCCUGGUAGAUGACAAUUUCUACCUGAGAAUAAAAACGCUUGGCCCCGUGAAUCAUUGGAUCGUUAGUUGCGUCAAUUACACCGUUCUGUUGGUACGGAGUAAAGAGGUACGUCACUGCGUGGAACACGUACAAGCUGACUGGCAAAUGGUGACAAUGGAGUCGGAUCAGCAACUGAUGCUGAGAAACGCAAGAUUUGGCCGCUACGUAACGAUUUUGUGUGCGAUCUUCUUCCAAUUUAGCGUUUUGUGCUAUUUCUUCAUGAUAGCGCUUUCCACGGAGGAAAUCCAAGUGGGCAAUGAGACCAAGAUCAUACACACGCUACCUUGCGCGGUGUACAAGGAGCUUGUAAAUACCGACGAAAGUCCAACGAAUGAAAUUGUCCUCUUCAUACAGAUAUUUGCGUUCGUUAUUGCAAAUUCCAGUACUAUUGGGAUUUUUAGUCUUUCAGCUGUAUUGGCUGCUCAUGCGUGUAGCCAGCUAAGCUUAGUCGCGCUAUGGAUCACCGAAUAUGUGAACAAUUCUAGAGGCAUGAUAGCAGGAAGUCGUAAAGAAAUAGGAGUGAUCGUGGAACAGCAUUUCAGAACGCUGAACUUUAUAUCGUCGAUCGAGAACGCGAUGAAUAAAAUAUAUUUUUUAGAAUUAUUUAGAUGUACGAUGGAUAUAUGCAUACUUAGUUACUGUAUUCUUAUGGAGUGGAAUAAUCAUGAUUUCCAAAAUUUGACUUUCCACUUUCUGAUGCUCGUUACGAUCUUAUUCAACAUAUUUAUAUUAUGUUAUAUGGGUGAAAUCUUGUCGGAAAAGAGUAAAAAAGUUGGCGAAGCGGUUUAUAUGACAAAUUGGUAUUAUUUACCUGAAAAAAGUAUCCUUGAUUUGAUUUUGAUCAUCUCGCGAUCAAGUGUUGUGGUACAUAUCACUGCUGGAAGAUUAUUUCGUAUGUCCGUUUACCUGUUUGGAGAUGUGGUGAAAACCGGUUUCGCGUACUUGAACCUGGUGCGUCAAAUGUGA
This is a messenger RNA of Eufriesea mexicana, 1212 nucleotides long. RefSeq names its product odorant receptor 4-like. NCBI's taxonomy places the organism in Eukaryota, Metazoa, Arthropoda, Insecta, Hymenoptera, Apidae. The transcript has 5 exons. Gene Ontology annotation, molecular function: olfactory receptor activity; odorant binding. The record is from RefSeq and is a predicted model, not a curated record. The coding region runs from base 1 to 1212 and encodes 403 amino acids. Gene Ontology annotation, biological process: sensory perception of smell; detection of chemical stimulus involved in sensory perception of smell. Gene Ontology annotation, cellular component: plasma membrane.